Diceros bicornis minor is the source of this 2113-nucleotide messenger RNA. RefSeq names its product immunoglobulin superfamily member 5 (gene IGSF5). The transcript is spliced from 9 exons. Bases 69 to 1178 code for a protein of 369 amino acids. The record is from RefSeq and is a predicted model, not a curated record. Gene Ontology annotation, biological process: cell-cell adhesion. NCBI's taxonomy places the organism in Eukaryota, Metazoa, Chordata, Mammalia, Perissodactyla, Rhinocerotidae.
ACGAGAACCUUCGCUGAUGUCCUGAAGAGAUUUCCCUGCCUGAGUGAGGGGAGGAAGAACAUGCGGAGAUGGAGAGCGGCUGCAAAGGCAUCCUGACCGUGCUGGUGGUCCUGGCUGGGCUGGCAGCUUCUGGAUCCAGCUAUGAAAUCAUAGAAGGUCCCAAAAAUACAACGGUGCUGAAGGGCUCAGAGGCUCGCUUCAACUGCACUGUCUCGCCUGGCUGGAGGCUCAUCAUGUGGUCUCUGAAUGGUACUGUGGUUCUGAGCAUCACGCCCACGGAGCCCAUCAUCACCAAUGACCGCUUUACCAAUGCGAGUUAUGAAGAGGGCGGUAACUUCGUCUCUGAGAUGAUAAUCCAUGAUGUGCAACUCAGUGAUGCGGGGCAUAUCAAAUGCAGCCUCCAGAACAGUGACCGGGAUGCAUCUGCCUUUCUCUCGGUCAUAGUUAUGGGGGACUUGCUCAUUCCCAGUGGUGUUCUUGUAGUCACUGAGGAUGAACCUUGUAAUGUGACCUGCCAUGCACUGGGCUGGACCCCACUCCCAAAUAUUUCCUGGGAGAUCGGUGUUCCGGUGAGCCAUUCAAGCUACUAUUCCCUUCCGGAGCCCAACGACCUUCAGAGCGCAGUGAGCAUCCUGGCUCUCACGCCACAGGGCAAUGGGACUUUGACUUGUGUGGCUAAUGUGGAGGUGCUGCAGCUCCACAAGUCUGUAACUGUAAAUCUUACUGUGGUUCAGCCUUCCUUGGGCAGUGUUGAUAAAGCAGGUGCAUCAUUGCCCACCUGGGCCAUAGUUCUACUCGCAGUCUCAUUGUCAUUGCUUUUGAUCCUGAUAAUUGUUCUGAUUAUAAUAUUCUGCUGCUGUUGUGUCUCCGGGAGAGAGAAAAAAGAAUCUAGUUAUCAAAGUGAAAUAAGGAAAUCUGCGACCAUGAAGACCAACAAAGAAACUUCUGAGACAAAGUUAAAAAGUGGAAAUGAAAACUAUGGAUACAGUUCCGAUGAGCCAAGGACCACAAAGACUACUUCUGUCCCUCCAAAGUCCUCCGAAUCCAGUGUUCCAGAACAACACAGUAGGCAACCUCGUCAGGGAACUGAUGACCGUCAGCAGAGUCCAGCAAGUCGUUCACAGGUUUCCUUUAUCAUGGCCAGUCCUAGGAAGGUCAGGAAUGUGACUUUAGUAUAAUCUAGUCAUCCUUUGGGCUCCAUGUUGCACUUGGCUGAUCAAGACAAUGUCAUCAUUCCUCUCUGUCCCGAGGCUGGGCUCCUGCUUUGCCAGCGUUACCUGGAAGAAGCGAUAUUGGAAUCAUCAGAACAGAUAUUUUAUAGUGAAAGAAGGAAUCCAUUUUCCUGGCUUCCAGAGGAGAAUUUGACUUUUAAAAUGUUUCAAGAUUUCAGCGAAUUCUGCAAAGUGACUAAGUAAAAGCUGCCAAUCCAUCAUGAUAAUGUGUCUCAUCACUCAACACUCCUGUCUGCUAAUCCAAUAAAUGGUAGAUAAGUCUACAUCCUACCAUGACUUUUAAAAUGUUUUUAUAAUCUUAAAUCAUAUGAAGAUGAUAUUUAUGUUUGUUUAAUACGUGGGCAUUAUUGCAUGUUAUCAGUGGAAAAAGAGGAUAAAAAUUAAGAUCAAUCAGACACCUAAAAUUGCCUAGAAAAUCAGAACUCAUAGGUUAAAAAUAAGAUUAAAUUCUAGGGGUCAGCCCAGUGGGAUAGUGGUUGAGUUUUCGUGCUCCACUUCGGCGGCCCGGGGUUCAUGGGUUUGGAUCCCAGGCACGGACCUAUGCACCGCUCAUCAAGCCAUGCUGUGGCAGCGUCCCACAUAUAAAGUAGAGGAAGAUGGGCACGGAUGUUAGCCCAGGGCCAAUCUUCCUGAGGAAAAAGAGGAGGAUUGGCAGCAGAUGUUAGCUCAGGGAUAAUCUUCCUCACACAAAAAAAUAAGAUUAAAUUCUAAAGUUGAUGUAUACCUUGCAAAAUAUCUCAUUAUUGGAUAUUGACAUGAAAAUAUUCAUCUUUUUCUGCUCCCUUAUCAGCCUUGCUCUCACGUCCACAAAUGAGUUAGAUGUGGAUUAUGCUUUGUAGGAGAUGUCCCUCACCUACCACAAACGCCGUGAAAAAACUGGA